CCACCUUCUUGUAUGUGAGACGACAGAGUCCACUAGAACUCACACAUCGAGACUAGCGGAGCUCACCAUCAACAGGAGAAAAAGCGGAUUCGGAAUCGACAGGCGCCUUGAUAGCCGCUUCGGACGGUUGCACGUCUUCCCGGUUCGACUCGACCCUCGACUUUAUUCUCCCAACUUGGCUUCUUUUGUUGUUUCGUUGUGGUUUAUACAGAGGCAGAGGCAGAGGCCACCCAUCUAUCGCACGAGGCUGGUCCGCGGUGCAGUACUACAUGUACCUGGCCUGAGCAGAAAGGGAAAACAGUAUCGGCAUCAGCAGCAGCAGCAUCACGAGUCCCGGUGUCUCGCGGGGACCGAGCAGCGUCUUGCACAGAUUCGCGCGACAACACCCCAGCAGUCCGAGUGUGCGUAAGAGGAGGACCAUACACGAAACCGACAGAAACCCCGAUCCAGACAUACACAGAUAUACACGAGACUAGUGAGACUACCUACUGCGAGCACUGCGGCAGUCCGCCGACCGCCGUCCGCCAUCCUCUUCUGCAGCUCAUCUUGAGCGCUGCCACUCGUUUAGAAGGAUUGAAGAUGGACUGUUAAUGCGGAAGAGGAGCAGGGACAAAGUCCGGUUCGCGGUGCAAUACAGUGGAUCUCAGUACAGGGCAGCGACUUGGGAGCAUCCAGCAUGGCGGUAAUAACGGAGCCUAUCAACUUCAGCCGGCCCGGGGGGAAUGCCACUGGAGCUAAUCGCGGCCAACCUGGCGUGUUGAGCAGCGAGCGAAGUACAGGACGACUAGGCGAUACAUCGCAAGCAGGCAGCAAUGGAUACAUUGGGAACGUCACUUCGGAACGCAAGAACGAGGUCCAUUUACCGCGAGCGGCCUCGUACACUUACAUACCAGAGGUCAAGGAUCAUGGCUAUGGUGGCCAUGCUGUGGUCAAGGUCAACGGGCUCAUGAAGCGCGACUAUAUGGCAGAGUCUGACGACGAGACGGUAGAUAUCUCGCCCUCGGAGGCCUCAGCCCCGGACACAUCUGGAUGGAGUACGCCAGAGGACAGUGGCCAGCGAGCUGCUCCCAUCAAACCUCAGGACGUUGUAGCAAAACUAGAAACGACAAAGGUAUCGGAAACGAGUAAGUUGCGGCAGACAGAUAGUGCACGCAGCAGUAGCAGUCUCUCGACUGUUCAAUCCACUGCGCGGGAGUCUAGAACCAGCAUAGAGUCUGACAGGACUGUCUCCUCUGCUGCCACGACGCCGGCUUCGAGUCAGCGGCCUUCCCUCAACAAGUCGCUCUCCAAACGAUUCUCCGGCCGAUCGUGGUAUCCAUCGGCGUCCUCCACGCCUUCCUCGCGGUCUCCAUCGCCUACGAAGGUAGACAGCAAAGUCGAGCAGCCUGUUGCCGAGGUCUCGAAGGCCGUGGAAGGUGAUGUCCCUUCGAAGAACCCAGAUGCGGGACGCAGGAAGUCGUUCCAGCUUCGCAGGAGGUCACUGAAACCCCUCAAGGAGAGUAAAGGGACGAAAGAGAAGCGUGAUGAGGAGAGCUCAAGCGAUGAGAAGGAGUUGCAGAAACCAGUAGCGGCGAUGACGCGAAAGGGCACGUUUCUGCGUAAGAAAGCUACGCGCGCAGCUGGCCUGACGAAAGUUGCAACGAACCAAGAUAAUCGCCGGGGAAGCUUGCCACCCUCACUUGCGUCCGUUCCUAAGGUGCCACAAUUGCCCAAGUCGUUUUCAACAGAUCUGUUGCCUUCGCUUGUCACGCAGUCAUCUGGUGACAAUGUACCAGCUCCCCUACCCAAACUACCGCCUGCUGAGAAGCAUCACAUGAGUCCACUGUCUGCCACGAAGAAGAAGGACGAUCUCUGGACACAAUUCCGCAAUCUUGACGCGGAAUUUUCGAAAUUUCAGUCCAAGUCCAGUGCUCUUAAAGCGAACGUGGUGCGUACUGCUCUCAUACCAUUCUUGCGAACCCAUGCCACCCACGCAUCGAAUAAGACGCUGCGUCCUGAAGACCUGGAUCGUCGGGCGAGUAUCUUCAAUAAGUGGUGGACUGGCUUGAUCGAGAUGCUCGCCGGCAAGAAUAAUCAAUCCAUUUCAGGAACGGAUCGACCUGUAAUUCUCGAUGGCAUCUCUGGCAUUAUGGAGAGGCCGGAGUGGAGGCUUCCACCUUCGCCUUUCUGCCCUCUGAAUGAACGGGUCAAGGUGUCCCUUGGAACCGGCAGUCGCUCCAACACCUCACUGCGCUCGAGCUCCUCAGACUUCUUGGCAGACUCUGUUCAUCACAAUGUUCGCAACUUAUUCAUCACAAACCUGACCUCUCAGAUGGCAUUCGUUGUUGACAAGAUGUCUUUGAGGAAUGCGUCCGCAAGUCUGGUGACAUUUUGCGGGAAAGCGUGUGCCUAUGCUUUCAUGUUCGUGCCGGGCAUGGCAGACACCUUGGUGCGCCUUUGGGAUCUGCCGGUUGACAACGUGAAACGCGUGCUCAAGGAGAACGGCAUCGGCCGGUUCGACAGCAUCCCCGAGCUACUAUGCGCAGAGACCGUCUCGGGAUUUCCUCCUGCGUUGCAUCAACUUGGCUUCGUGUCGCUGUCCAAAUACUCCCGGAAGAUGCGCACACCGCCGUCUCCUCCCGUGGGUACGACUCAUAUCGAGUGGUGGGGUCACUGGACUGAGCGCUGGAACGGCCGCGAAAGUGAUCUAUUCUAUGUCUUCUGCAAGCACUUUCACAUACUCGCCGUGGACUUCUUGCCCCCCAGAACGACUCGACAGGAGAUAAUGUGCGCCCCCGGCAUGCUCGCGGUUCAUGCACAGAUUCUGGCUAACCUGGAAUUGACAAUUCACCGGGAAGCAAAUCACUCCCUCAAAGACCUGAAUGCCACUCCUAUUCCCACCUUUGACGAUGUGUUGGGCGAUCCGGAUAUCCACGCGUCUUCUCUACCUGUACCACCAACUAAUGCUGUAAGAUUAAUGGCUGAGAAUCGACUAGUAAUGCUAAUUCGCGACUUCCUGUCGGAGCGUACAUCAGAGCAUCCUGUCGCCAGAGAGCUGUUCGCUCGCUCAUUCACCGACUUGCUGCAAGCGGCUGCUCGUGGCACCUCCAUGUUCAACCACUCUGCUUGCUACACACUGCUGGACUUCCUGGAGGAGGCACUCAUCAUACUGGUUCGUUACGACGCCUUGAGGGACUCCGACACGUCACUCGUCGACUCCAGCUUCUGGCAAACUGUGUUUCGACGCAUGAUCGACAGCGAGAACACCAUGACCGAGAUUCGACUGUUCUCAUUCCUUUUCACCGUGUGGAACGUAGUCACCGGAAAUACUUCCCGAAAGCAUGACAUCUGCCUGCGCUUGCUACUGGAUCCGCAAGUCUUUGAAACCAGGUUCAAUCACUGGUGCCCAAUGGUGCGGGCUUACUAUAUGCGACUGCUUUGCUGGCGACUCGGCAGAUCCGACGAUGACGAACUGACGGACAUGCCCAUACUGGAGACGUUGCAGGAACGACUACAUCGGACCUGGUCGCACUACAUAUAUCUGUGUGACAAGGCAGACCGCGAAAGCACUCUACGCCCUGAAGCGUACCCUUGCCAUCCGGCGCCCGGUCGACGACUUCUGAUCGUGCGCACGGACAAUAUCAUGAAUCCCGGAGGCUCCUUUCUAACAUUUGAUGGCCUAAUGAAAGAUGCAAACAUACAAAUGGCCAGGCGUAGUGCUGCAGCGCCGGGGUUGAUCGAGAACAUCGAUCUCAGACCGGACUCGUCCUCGUCAAACCUAGAUUCCGAUCAGGAGCCGAGCACGAAGGGGCUCUUUGGAGCUCUGAAGAAGCUGAUCGGGGGCGGCGGCGGCGGUGGUGGUGGAAAGAAGUCUUAUCCAAAGGACAAGGGUACUUCACCUGCAUCGCGAGACCCUCCCAUUCCUCCCAGUCCGAUCAAAUCCGCGACGAAUGCCUCGAUCACGGAGGUUCCGACGACCAUCGAGACUGCGAUAGAGAAGCCGACACAUCGAAGCCUGACUUUCAAAUUCUCGCUCGAACUCUAUCCCAGCAUCAAGCCGCAUGCGCAAAUGCGACUGUUUCCGCCACGACUGCCUGGACCUGCGCACCAAUUGCUACAGGAGCGGUCUAACGUCGUGUCCUCAGCGCCCGGGCCUGUCCAACCUCAAGGCGCCAGCAUGGCAACCGCUCGAUAUGCGGGCAGAGCCCUGGCAGAGUGGACUGUUGUCGUGGGUGAGUGUGGAAGUUUCUUCGAUCGAAGACUAAAAGAGGGUGUUCCAGGUCGUAAGUGGGUUGAGACUCCUACUUUGGGCGUGGAGAAUUUCAAGAGACUAUUGUAAAGUGUCGGUCUGCGCAUUGAUCCUGACAGACUGCUUGAAAGUGUUGUGAGCGUUCUCGUUGGAGUUUUCAUCACUUCGAGAGAGAGAGGAUGGCAUUCAAGUCUUGGCAUCCACCGGCAGCCUACACCGGGCUGGCUCUUUUGGCGGUUUUGUAUUCAUUCAUUCAAUUCUUGAAGCGAUAUUUUUUGUUAUCUUUCUUUUGGUCUUUUUACCGCAUCUGAAGAGGCAUGCACGUUGUUCAUGGCUAAUGGCAAAGAUACAAGCAUGGAUGAUCAGGUAGAUGCGAAGCUCCAAAGACGAGGGGGGGUUUUUUUCUUUCUUUCUGUCAAGGACUCAAGCCCUUUUUUGAGAUUGAGAUUUACAAAUACCCGUUGUACAUUUUCACUUGAG
This is a messenger RNA of Sphaerulina musiva SO2202, 4708 nucleotides long. RefSeq names its product DUF1765-domain-containing protein. The coding region runs from base 677 to 4318 and encodes 1213 amino acids. Lineage: Eukaryota; Fungi; Ascomycota; Dothideomycetes; Mycosphaerellales; Mycosphaerellaceae. The transcript has a single exon. The record is from RefSeq and is a predicted model, not a curated record.